ACUUUCUCAGUGUCCCAGAUGUUCACUGCAGCAGCGUCCACGAAGUGAAGCUUUUCAAAAACAGACACUUUCACAGCAAAAACGAAAGUCGCGAGGGCUUUGACAGAGACACUGAGGGUUUCUUGGAAGGACGCAGUUUGGGGAGGUUUUACGCACUGCGCACGAUGCAGGCGCGCUACUCUGUCUCCAGCCCCAACACUUUGGGAGUUGUGCCGUACAUCAGCAGCGACCAGAGCUACUACCGAGCCGGCGGCGGCUACACCGGGAUGCCUGCGCCCAUGAGCAUGUACACUCAUACGGCUCAUGACCAGUACCCGGCCAGCAUGGCCCGGGCGUAUGGACCGUACAACCCUCAGCACCAGCCGAAAGACAUGGUCAAACCUCCGUACAGCUACAUUGCCCUGAUCACCAUGGCGAUCCAGAAUUCACCGGAGAAGAAGAUUACCCUGAAUGGGAUUUAUCAGUUUAUCAUGGAGAGGUUUCCCUUCUACCGGGACAACAAGCAGGGCUGGCAAAACAGCAUAAGGCACAAUCUGUCCCUCAACGAGUGCUUUGUCAAAGUUCCCCGGGACGAUAAGAAGCCUGGAAAGGGCAGCUACUGGACACUGGACCCGGAUUCAUACAACAUGUUCGAGAAUGGCAGCUUUCUCCGACGCAGGAGGAGGUUCAAAAAGAAGGACGUGCAGAGGGACAAGGGUGACCGGGGCGCGCAGGGGAAAGAGCCUUCCUCCCGCUCCCCGGGCCGGGAACCGGACCCGCCGGUGCAGGGAUCUCAGCCAGUGCGGAUCCAGGAUAUUAAGAUUGAGAACGGGACCUCUACGCCCCCACAGGCGGCGUCCCCGACCCUGAGCGCCGCCGUGCCCAAGAUCGAGAGCCCCGACAGCAGAAGCAGGAGCAGCAGCAGCAGCAGCAGCAGCAGCAGCAGCAGCAGCAGCAGCAGCAGCAUGGCUGCAGGCAGCCCGCACAGUGUACCCUCAACCCGCUCACUCAGCAUGGACGGACCCGAGCAGCAUCAACACGGCCAGGCCUCGGUGCAGGGCUUCAGUGUGGACAACAUCAUGACCUCUCAGCGGGGGUCCCCGCACGCCGAGCUCUCCCCGCCUCUCAUCGCCUCCUCGCGGACAGGUAUCGCCCCAUCACUGUCGCUGAACUAUGGCCCCAACCAGACCUCCGCCUACAGCCCCGCGACCUGCAACCAGAACUCCAUCUCCACCAACGCCAACGCCACCUAUCACUGCAACAUGCAGGCCAUGAGCCUGUACGCAGGGGACCGAGUGUCCGGCGGACACCUGGCUCCGUCCACCACAGUGGAUGAAGCGCUGUCCGACUAUUGCAUCACCACAACCACCGCGUCCCCGCUGGGCCAUGGCAACGUGAGCCAGGCGGGCCAGGACGGUCACCACGCGCACCAGGGACGGCUGGCCUCUUGGUACGGGGACCUGACCCACUUAAGCCCGGGUUACCCGGCGCAGCAGCAGAACUUUCACUCUGUGCGGGAGAUGUUCGAGUCGCAGCGGAUCGGGCUGAACGGCUCCCCGGUCAACGGGAAUAAUAGCUGUCAGAUGGCCUUCCCCUCCGGUCAGUCACUGUACCGAACCUCAGGAGCUUUUGUUUAUGACUGCAGCAAGUUCUGAAAGCUUUUUGAAAUCAACACUAAUAUAUAUGUUUUUUAUAUUAUUUUAUUCACACGCUGAAUGAACGGACGGCGCGCGUGUGUUUCACCACAAACACGUAAGUUUUCUUUCCUCUCGCUUUGAGAACUGGUUUUUAAAGUUGACUUAAACACCAUCAGCUUUUGCGACCACUGACUGUAAAUUAUAAUCUAAUAUAGUAAUUUAUUUUAGAGAAAGGGAGUGGUUGGAUGUUGAGGACCAAACACACGUAAACGGUUUUUUUUCUCCAGUUCUCUCGUUGCUGCCGUUAUUUGUCCCAGCUCUUGUACAGAAAUUGAGGGAUAACUUUGUAACCUAAGCUGAUUUAUUUGAUUCACUUUGUCUUUUUUUUAAGGCGUUACAUUUGUUUGGUUAAUAAAUGCCUCCUAUUUGAUUUUAA
Molecule: messenger RNA, 2052 nt
Organism: Solea senegalensis (Senegalese sole)
Lineage: Eukaryota; Metazoa; Chordata; Actinopteri; Pleuronectiformes; Soleidae
Product: forkhead box C1-A-like
Exons: 1
Coding region: 165-1634 (489 amino acids)
Biological process (GO): anatomical structure morphogenesis; cell differentiation; regulation of transcription by RNA polymerase II
Molecular function (GO): DNA-binding transcription factor activity, RNA polymerase II-specific; RNA polymerase II cis-regulatory region sequence-specific DNA binding
Source: RefSeq, a predicted model, not a curated record